This is a messenger RNA of Erpetoichthys calabaricus (reedfish), 2501 nucleotides long. It is a transcript of the gene dcaf15, whose product is annotated as DDB1 and CUL4 associated factor 15. Bases 45 to 1865 code for a protein of 606 amino acids. The record is from RefSeq and is a predicted model, not a curated record. The transcript is spliced from 13 exons. NCBI's taxonomy places the organism in Eukaryota, Metazoa, Chordata, Cladistia, Polypteriformes, Polypteridae. Gene Ontology annotation, biological process: protein ubiquitination. Gene Ontology annotation, cellular component: Cul4-RING E3 ubiquitin ligase complex.
GCGCGACGGGUGCAGGGCGGGCGGAGGCGCGGAACGGUGGAAAAAUGGCGCCCAGCUCGAAAUCCCAGCGAGAAGACAACAAGCAGAAACCGGCUAAAAAAACUCGGGAUAAUGUCGUGAAGCUGCUCAGCAGAGGCAAGAUUUCUGGCCAGCUCACACAUCGACAUUUUCGGAAGCUGCCACCACGGGUCUGUGUCUCUUUGAAAGCAAUUGUUGACGAAGAGUUCUUGCGAGCAGGACAUAUCUUUCUCGGCUUCACAAAGUGUGGUCGCUAUGUACUGUCCUACACAAGCUACUGCGGAGAAGAUGAUUUUUCUUUCUAUAUCUAUCAUCUGCAUUGGUGGGAAUUUAACAUCCACAGCAAACUUCGACAGGUGUGGCAGGUACGCUUGUUUACAGGAGAAGAAAUUUAUAGCGACCUUUUUCUGACCGUUUGCGAAUGGCCCAGUGAUCGCUCCAAAAUCAUCAUCUUUGGAUUCAACACACGCAGCUCUAGCAGUAUGCUUAUGCAUCUGAUGAUGAGCGAUGAGAAUAACCGGGAUAUUUAUAUUUCUGUGGUGGCAAUGCCCCCUUUCCAUCCCUGUGCUGACUGCAAUGAGCUGGCAGCCAGUGCACGUCCAGGUAGCAGUGCCCAGUGCCUCCGGCAUGGGUUCAUGCUAAACACAAAGUAUCAGGUGGUCUAUCCUUUCCCAACCUUCCAGCCUGCUUUCCAGCUGAAGAAAGAUCAGGUUGUGCUUCUCAAUACCAGUUACUCACUUGUUGCCUGUGCUGUGUCUGUCCAUAAUGCAGAAAAUGACCAACAGGAGAGUGAUCAAGUCUUGUACUGUCGAACAGAACCACAGUUAGGAUCACCUAAGACUUUCAGAAGCCCCAGCAGCUCGCCAGAAAGGAAACCGGCGCCACAUUGUGAGGAUCUAGCCAAGAACCCCUCAUCCCUGCUUUCAUGUGACCAUGCCAUGUUAAUAAAUGAAGUCAAAGAUUCUGCAUCAGACAUUUUUAGGAAAGCACAUGAACAAAAGUGUAUCACUCUUGAAGCAAAAGCAGAGUCUAAAAGAAGUGAGCAGAGAGACACAAGUCCUGUGGCUGGCCCAUCUCGGCAGAUGGAAGGAAAGCGAAGUGAUCCAGGUGAAGCACAAGAUGAUCCUCGGUGCCACAUACCUCAAUCGCAAAGUUCAUCUUCAGUCACAGUCCAGCCAGAGGGUCCGGGAACAGACUUAGGCUAUGUCAAUUAUACCAAAUUACGCUAUUGCAUGGAACCACAAGGGAGUGCUGAGCCAGAAACUGAAUAUGAAGACGACAAAAUCCUGUUACCGUUUACAGUCACUGACCUGAGGGGAAGGAGGUUACAUGCACUUCGCGGCGAGUCAAAGGUUCAGGGUCAGUACGUCACAGUGGAGCAGCUCACUCUAGACUUUGAGUAUGUCAUCAAUGAGGUCAUUAGGAAUGAUGCUGCCUGGUCGAAACAAUUUUGCUCCUUCAGUGAUUAUGAUAUUGUCAUUCUAGAGGUUUGCUCCGAAAUGAACCAGGUAGUGAUCAACAUUGGUUUGCUGCUUUUAGCUUUCCCUACUCCAGAGGAGAGCCAGACCAGGCCCAAUACGUACCACACCAGUCUGAAGGUUGCCUGGGACCUGAACACCGGUGCUUUUGUCACAGUUGCUGUUGGGGAUCUCACUGAAGUCAAAGGACAGACCAGUGGCAGUGUGUGGAGUUCAUACAGGAAAACGUGCGUCAACACAGUGAUGAAAUGGCUUGUUCCAGAAAACAGUACACGGUACAUCAAUCGCAUGACCAAUGAAGCACUGCACAAAGGCUCAUCUCUUAAAGUCCUGCCAGACAGUGAUCGGUACACAUGGAUUGUGCUCUGAGUGAGGUGCUGUCCAACAAAGUGUUUAAGACGUGAAGCCGCCACCGUACACAACAAUCCAAACUCUACCUCUCUUUAUUGUUCAUGCAUUCCAAACAGGAAUAAAUUUUUUUUUUUUUUUUUUUUUGCUGUUCUCACUACAAAUGCUGUGGACAAAGCCUACAAGGAUCAAAGAGUCGGGCACAUGAUGGGGUGAAGUUCGUGGACAAAUAAGAAACUGGACUUUGCUUAAAAAUAAAAAGACGUAAGGGAUUGCCAUUGAUGAACUAAGGGGCCCAAGCUGGAGACUUGAAUUUCGUAAAAUAGAGCAAGUUUGCUUGGGUGGGCCUUGGAACAGGGCAGAGUGUUUAUUUUCACGUUGUAGAAGUCAUUUGAUGGACAGAAAAGGACUGACUGAUGUUCGUUUGAGUAUGCUGCUCAGGAAAAUGUAACCUCUAUCUGGAUUUGUGCAGCAUUUGGGUUUUAGGAGACUUGGUAUGGGCUUUGUGUAGUAGCUGCUGAACCCACAUUGAGAAUCCCGCUGCCUCAGUUUUGAUAUCUACUGAGCAAAGGUCAUUUUACUUGAAAUGUAACUUAGGUAUAGGAGACAUUGUUGUCAAGUUGCUAAAAUGCAAUAAACUAUCUUUCGUUCUGUGUU